This is a messenger RNA of Hevea brasiliensis (rubber tree), 2498 nucleotides long. Its product is annotated as TPR repeat-containing thioredoxin TTL4. Gene Ontology annotation, cellular component: cytoplasm. The record is from RefSeq and is a predicted model, not a curated record. Gene Ontology annotation, molecular function: protein binding. NCBI's taxonomy places the organism in Eukaryota, Viridiplantae, Streptophyta, Magnoliopsida, Malpighiales, Euphorbiaceae. The transcript has 5 exons. The coding region runs from base 282 to 2117 and encodes 611 amino acids.
GAAUCUUUCUUUCAUGGCUGCCACUCCAGGAGGCCUUGUAAAUCAUCUCCUGGGGCUAGGCUAGUUUCAUACCCCACUUCUCUUCUCUUGCCUAAUAAUUCAAUCCCUUUUCUUCUUCUUCUUCUUCUUCUUCUUCUUCUUAUUCUAUGUAACCCAUCGACCAGCAAUCUUUGCAUAUUUGUUUUCAGAUUUUAAUGCCUUUUUGGGCAUGAAAAUGUACCAUUCUUCCCUGUUAGAGAAACAGCAUUGUCCAUAUAGGAAUUCAUAGGGGUAAGAGAGAAAUGGGGGACGUCUCGCCUGAUAAGAAAUCUGGUUGUGGCCUAAUAAAUGCAGUUUUUGGACGACGAAGUUUUUGGCAAAAGAGAACCACUUCUUGUAGCUCACUUCCUGCGAUGAAUGGAAACACAUUUGUCAGGACGCCAAGCACUCCAAAGAGACGGAGGAGUGGCUCUGAUGAGGCUGCAUUUUUAGAUAACUUACCGGCCAUAUCAGAUGGCGCUCCAAAACCUGGCAGAAAAGCUCCUGAUCACCCUAAGAUCCUUCCUGUACAACAACAACAACAGCAGAAACAGAACCACCAUCCUCCGCAGCACCAACAAAACUAUGGUAGAAAACCUUCAGAGGACGCAGCUAAAAUUUCGGCUAACCAACUUCAUGGUAACCAAAACUAUGGUUAUCCUCAUCAAGGUAGGAAGCUACCUAAGGAAGCAGUUAGCAUAUCCGGCGAGCUUGAAAGUAUGAUUGCUGAUCACCAAAAGACUAAAGGAGACAGCACGCUUGUCCGGGCUUCAUCUAGCAAUGUCAUGCUUUUCGGCAAUUUAGGCAAUCUGAGGCAAUCCGGGGGAAAUGGUGGUGGAGGAAAUACGAAUUCAUACAAUGUUCUUGAUUACCUUCCUAAGCCUGCAAGAGAAGAGAAUCCCAUGCCUAAUGGGAAAUACCCGAAUAGCGUGAUGGGAAAUGUAGUGAAAAAACAACAUGAAGAGCAGAAACCAGGCGCUGAGCAGCCUGGAGGUUCCUUAUGCAGGGCUCUCUCUACUAGAAUGGACCCUGAACAAUUGAAAAUUAUGGGCAAUGAAGAUUACAAGAAUGGGAAUUUCGCAGAGGCAUUGGCUUUGUAUGAUGCAGCAAUCUCAAUUGAUCCCAAUAAGGCUUCAUAUCGGAGCAAUAAAAGCGCGGCAUUGACAGCUCUAGGUAGGCUUCUUGAGGCAGUUUUCGAGUGCAGAGAAGCCCUUCGAAUUGACCCUCAUUAUCAUAGAGCUCACCUUCGUUUAGCAAACUUGUAUCUCAGAUUAGGGGACGGGGAAAAAACUAUAUAUCACUAUAAACUUUCAGGGCCAGAAGUUGACCAUGUCGACAUUGCUAAAGCUAAGGGUCUUCAGAUCCAUCUCAACAAGUGCACCGAGGCUCGAAGACUACGAGACUGGAACACCUUGAUCAAGGAGACCAGGGCUGCUAUUUCUUCUGGUGCGGAUUCAGCACUGCUAAUAUAUGCAUUGCAAGCAGAGGCCUUGAUAAAGCUGCAUAGGCACCAAGAAGCAGACGAAGUACUAAAAAAGGGUCCAAAUUUCCAAGAUGAUGAAUGUACCAAAUAUUUUGGACCUAUUGGUAAUGCAAAUUUGUUAAUGGUACGAGCACAGGUCGACAUGGCUGUUGGCAGAUUUGAGGAAGCAUUGGCUGCGGCUCAACGAGCAACUAGGCUUGAUUCUAACAAUAAGGAAGCAAACAUGGUAAUGAAGAAGGCAAGAGCUGUGGCAGCAGCUCGAUCAACUGGUAAUCAGCUUUUCAAGGCAGCCAAAUUCUAUGAAGCAUCUAAUGCAUAUGGUGAAGGACUUGAACAUGAUCCUUACAACUCGGUUUUACUGUGCAACCGAGCCGCCUGUCGGUCUAAGCUUGGCCAGUAUGAAAAAGCUGUGGAGGACUGUAAUGGUGCACUCAAUAUGCGUCCUAAUUACUCCAAGGCUAGACUAAGGAGAGCAGAUUGCUACGCCAAGUUGGAAAAAUGGGAAGCUUCAAUACAAGACUACGAGAUCUUGCAUAAAGAAGCACCAGACGAUGAAGAGGUGGGCAAGGGAUUGCUAGAGGCCAAAGCACAGCUUAAGAAGCAUAGGGAUGAAUGAAGGAUGCUGAGGCUUGAACUUGUAAAGAAAGCAGAGCAAGAAGAGUGAAAAGGAGAAAGACACCAAAUGCAGGAACCUGCAGCAACAUUAAGGCCUGUACAACCAAAAGCUGAGGAACUCCUUAUGGCUACCAUUGCUGAGGGCAUAUAAAUGAGGAGAAAACAAGAUCGAAUUAGACAAGGCCAAUUGUAUAAUUUAGAAAAGAAAAUUAAAAUUUGGUACCAUAUUUAGACUCUUACGUAAAUUAAGCAAAUAUACUUGGCACAAUUUUUCUUUUUUUUUUUUUUAAUGUAUAGCUAUAUGCUUGUGUGAAAAUUUUUUUGGGAGAAUUUGAAAUUAUACAAAAAACUUCUUUAUAAUCUAUUGAGAAAAAAGAGGAAA